Molecule: messenger RNA, 1758 nt
Organism: Physeter macrocephalus (sperm whale)
Lineage: Eukaryota; Metazoa; Chordata; Mammalia; Artiodactyla; Physeteridae
Gene: EVA1C
Product: eva-1 homolog C
Exons: 8
Coding region: 241-1566 (441 amino acids)
Cellular component (GO): extracellular region
Molecular function (GO): carbohydrate binding; heparin binding
Source: RefSeq, a predicted model, not a curated record
GAAACCACGCGGACUCUUUCCCGGGGCUCCUCGCCCCGCCCCAGUUCUCCGCCCCCUCCUCUUUGCUGGGGAGCCGGUGCUAGCCCGCGGCGGGGAGGAGGCUCUGGCAGCCUGGGCCAGAAGGUGGCAGGGGGCCGCGGAGCCGCUGGCUACCAACUCGUCCUGCCAUGUGACGCCGCCCUCCGCCCAGCGACCCCCCGCGCCCCAGGCCCGCGCCCGCGCUCUGUCGCGCCGCGCACCAUGCUCCUGCCGGGACACGCGCGCCCACCGCCAGCGCCCCAGCCAGCACAGCAUCCCGGCCUCCGCAGGCAGGCAGAGCCUCCCGGGCAGCUCCUGCGCCUCUUCUACUGCACCGUCCUGGUGUGCUCCAAAGAGAUCGCAGCGCUCACGGACUUCUCCGGUUACCUAACCAAACUCCUACAAAACCACACCGCCUAUGCCUGUGAUGGGGACCAUCUGGAUCUGCAGUGCCCUCGGCAUUCGACGAUAAGUGUCCAAUCGGCAUUUUAUGGGCAAGAUUACCAAACGUGUAGCGCGCAGCCGCCUGCCUCUCAGCGAGAAGACAGCUUAACCUGUGUGGCGCCCACCACACUGCAGAAGGUGCUGGACGAAUGCCAGAACCAGCGGACCUGCCACCUCCUGGUCAAUAGCCGUGUUUUUGGACCUGACCUUUGUCCAGGAAGCAGUAAAUACCUCCUGGUCUCCUUUAAAUGCCAACCUAAUGAAUUAAAAAACAAAACAGUGUGUGAAGACCACGAGCUGAAACUUCACUGCCACGAAUCCAAGUUUCUCAACAUCUACUCAGCGACCUAUGGCAGGAAGACCCAGGAGAGGGACGUCUGCUCCUUGGAAGCCACGUGGCUCCCCCCCUUUGAUUGCUUGUCUUACUCGGCUUUGCAAGUAUUAUCCAGGAGGUGUUAUGGGAAGCAGAGAUGCAAAAUUCUCGUCAACAAUCACCAUUUCGGAAGCCCCUGUCUUCCAGGAGUGAAGAAAUACCUCACUGUCACCUACGCAUGUGUUCCCAAGAAUAUACUCUCAGCGAUCGAUCCGGCCGUUGCUAAUCUAAAACCUUCUGUGAAACAGAAAGACGGUGACUAUGGUAUAAACUUUGACCCAAGGAAACCAAGAGUUCUGAGGAAAGAUGGAGUUAUUGUCAGCCACUCCCUGGCAGCAUUUGCUUACCUUCGAGCCCACCCUGAAAGAGCUGCCCUGCUGUUCGUGUCCAGUGUUUGCAUCGGUCUUGCACUCACACUGUGUGCCUUGGUCAUCAGAGUGUCCUGCACCAAGGACUUCCGGGAGCUGCAGCUGGCGAGGGAGCACCUGGUGCCAGGAAGCGACAAAGCCGAGGAGGACAGCCAGGAUGAGGAGGGGGAGGAGGACUCCUCUGACUCCGACUUUCCAGGGGAACUGUCGGGGUUUCGUAGGACUACAUAUCCUGUCUACAGUUCCAUAGAGGCUGCAGAGCUGGCAGAAAGGAUUGAGCGCAGGGAGCAAAUCAUCCAGGAAAUAUGGAUGAACAGUGGUUUGGACACUUCACUCCCAAGAAACAUGGGCCAGUUCUACUGAAAACCAGAUGCGUCUUGAUAUGAUCACACUUUCUGAAGAGGGAAGGGUUGAAAAUGCCCCUCCAGUUCUGUUUCACUCGUACCUUCUAUGAAGGAGAAUUUGUCAUGUCAUCCAAUACUGGGCAAGUCAGAAAGCUUUUAAAGGGACAUUUCAAACUGUUUACAGCACAUUUCAAAAUAAAUAUGGAGGGAA